Gavia stellata (red-throated loon) is the source of this 1424-nucleotide messenger RNA. It is a transcript of the gene NR5A2, whose product is annotated as nuclear receptor subfamily 5 group A member 2. The transcript is spliced from 6 exons. Gene Ontology annotation, biological process: regulation of transcription by RNA polymerase II; hormone-mediated signaling pathway; tissue development. Gene Ontology annotation, molecular function: nuclear receptor activity; zinc ion binding; RNA polymerase II cis-regulatory region sequence-specific DNA binding. The coding region runs from base 15 to 1424 and encodes 469 amino acids. The record is from RefSeq and is a predicted model, not a curated record. Gene Ontology annotation, cellular component: RNA polymerase II transcription regulator complex. Lineage: Eukaryota; Metazoa; Chordata; Aves; Gaviiformes; Gaviidae.
UGUCCCAGUUUAAAAUGGUGAAUUACUCUUAUGAUGAAGACCUUGAGGAACUGUGUCCAGUCUGUGGAGAUAAAGUGUCUGGGUACCAUUAUGGACUUCUCACCUGUGAAAGCUGCAAGGGAUUCUUUAAGCGAACAGUCCAGAAUAACAAAAGGUACACAUGUAUAGAAAAUCAGAAUUGCCAGAUUGACAAAACACAGAGAAAACGAUGCCCUUACUGUCGAUUUCAAAAAUGUCUAAGUGUUGGAAUGAAAUUGGAAGCUGUGCGAGCUGACCGAAUGCGUGGCGGUCGAAACAAGUUUGGACCAAUGUACAAGAGAGACAGGGCAUUGAAGCAGCAGAAGAAAGCUCUUAUCCGAGCAAAUGGACUUAAACUGGAAGCCAUGACUCAGGUGAUCCAAGCAAUGCCGACUGACCUGACAAUAUCCUCUGCAAUCCAGAACAUCCAUUCUGCCUCCAAAGGCCUACCUCUGAACCACACUGCCUUGCCUCCUACAGACUAUGACAGAAGUCCCUUUGUAACCUCUCCAAUUAGUAUGACAAUGCCGCCCCAUGGCAGUUUGCAAGGUUACCAAACCUAUGGCCAUUUUCCAAGCCGUGCUAUCAAGUCCGAGUACCCUGACCCUUACACUAGUUCACCAGAGUCAAUAAUGGGCUACUCAUACAUGGAUAGUUAUCAAACAAGCUCACCAGCAAGUAUUCCACAUCUGAUACUGGAACUCCUGAAAUGUGAGCCAGAUGAGCCGCAAGUGCAAGCUAAGAUCAUGGCAUAUCUGCAGCAAGAGCAAGCCAACAGAAGCAAACAUGAGAAGCUCAACACAUUCGGGCUUAUGUGUAAAAUGGCUGACCAAACCCUCUUCUCCAUUGUUGAGUGGGCUAGGAGUAGCAUCUUUUUUAGAGAACUUAAGGUUGAUGACCAAAUGAAGUUGCUUCAGAACUGCUGGAGUGAACUCUUAAUUCUAGAUCACAUUUACCGGCAAGUGGUACAUGGGAAAGAAGGCUCUAUCCUCCUGGUUACCGGGCAACAAGUGGAUUAUUCCGUAAUAGCAUCCCAAGCUGGAGCCACCCUCAACAAUCUUAUGAGCCAUGCACAAGAACUAGUAGCAAAGCUUCGUUCCCUGCAGUUUGAUCUACGAGAAUUUGUAUGUCUCAAAUUCCUGGUGCUCUUUAGUUUAGAUGUCAAAAAUCUUGAGAACUUCCAGCUUGUGGAAGGUGUUCAGGAACAAGUGAAUGCUGCUCUGCUGGACUACACAAUGUGUAAUUACCCACAGCAAACAGACAAAUUUGGGCAGCUUCUCCUGCGACUACCAGAAAUCCGGGCCAUCAGUAUGCAGGCCGAAGAAUACCUCUACUACAAACACCUGAACGGGGAUGUGCCAUGUAAUAACCUUCUCAUUGAAAUGCUGCAUGCAAAGAGAGCAUAA